This is a messenger RNA of Egretta garzetta (little egret), 1137 nucleotides long. RefSeq names its product tumor protein p73 (gene TP73). The record is from RefSeq and is a predicted model, not a curated record. Gene Ontology annotation, biological process: apoptotic process; regulation of transcription by RNA polymerase II. The coding region runs from base 1 to 1137 and encodes 378 amino acids. Gene Ontology annotation, molecular function: DNA-binding transcription factor activity, RNA polymerase II-specific; RNA polymerase II cis-regulatory region sequence-specific DNA binding. The transcript is spliced from 8 exons. Gene Ontology annotation, cellular component: nucleus. NCBI's taxonomy places the organism in Eukaryota, Metazoa, Chordata, Aves, Pelecaniformes, Ardeidae.
AUGGCUGCAGCAGGGAUGUGCGUUAACAACGCCGGCAGCCUCGCUGCUCUUUAUACCCCAGAGUUCAGAGCUCAAACAGUGAUUUAUCCUUUGUCAGACUCCCCCUCCGUGAAGAUGUCCCAGUCGUCUCCAGCUGAUGAGGGCACAACGUUUGAGCACCUCUGGAGCACGCUGGAGCCAGACAGCACCUACUUCGACCUCCCUCCAUCCAACCAUACGGGCAGCAAUGAGGUCUCCAACCGCACAGAGGUGACGAUGGAUGUCUUCCAGAUGAGAAGCAUGAACGACUCGGUCAUGUCCCAGUUCAAUUUGCUGAACAACAGCAUGGAUCAGAGCAUCGGCAGCCGAGCAGCCUCCACCAGCCCCUACAGCUCCGAGCACACCUCCAAUGUCCCAACGCAUUCGCCCUACUCGCAGCCCAGCUCCACCUUCGACGCCAUGUCCCCAGCUCCUGUCAUCCCCUCCAACACCGACUACCCCGGUCCCCACCACUUCGAGGUGACCUUCCAGCAGUCCAGCACCGCCAAGUCAGCCACCUGGACAUACUCUCCCCUGCUGAAGAAACUCUACUGCCAGAUUGCAAAAACAUGUCCCAUCCAGAUCAAGGUGUCCACCCCGCCGCCGCCGGGCACCAUCAUCCGGGCCAUGCCCGUCUACAAGAAGGCAGAGCACGUCACCGAAGUGGUGAAACGCUGCCCCAACCACGAGCUCGGCCGCGACUUCAAUGAUGCGAGGGUUGCGAGCGCAGCUUUUGUUCACGAGAAGUUAACGCCGCUUUAUUUUCCAAAUUUUUUCUGCAGUUUUUUAACAGGAUUGGGGUGUCCAAACUGCAUCGACUAUUUCACCUCACAAGGGUUACAGAAUAUUUACCACCUGCAGAACCUAUCCAUAGAGCUGUCGAAGGAAACGUUUGGUGUGGCCAAAACUUGCAUCGGAUCGCUCAGCCGUGUGUCCGACUCGGGCGAGCUGCAGCGGCAGCGCGUGAUGGAGGCCGUGCACUUCCGCGUGCGCCACACCAUCACCAUCCCCAACCGCGGCGGCGCCGACGAGUGGGCAGACUUUGGGUUCGACCUCCCGGACUGCAAAUCUCGCAAACAGUCCAUAAAGGAAGAAUUCACGGAGGGAGAGAUCAACUGA